Messenger RNA from Ostertagia ostertagi, 1401 nucleotides. The record is from the annotation of a GenBank genome assembly. NCBI's taxonomy places the organism in Eukaryota, Metazoa, Nematoda, Chromadorea, Rhabditida, Trichostrongylidae.
AUGAGCUCGCCUGGUGGUAGUCUGAAGAAGGAUGCACCGAGCGCACCUCGCGGAUGGAGUCGUAGGAGAGGAGCUAGAGGUAGGUUUACCUUUAGCACUCUAAACUCCAGACAGUCCACUCCGCAGUCGACUCGUGUCUCUCCGGUUCAACCGCGUGGUACAGCUAGUUCACGUCCCCAAUCCUCAAGCCCGCAGGGCCAAAGAGGAGCUAGAGGUUCUUCACCGUUCAAGGAUCCUCUACUUAACACGUCGUGGGCGCAGCAAGUGCAAGCUGAAGCGGCAAGACUUACUGCAGAAGCUUCCAAAAAAGAGAAGAAGGAACAGAAGAAGCAAGAGUCGGAAAGUUCAUCGGGAGUAGAAAAACAAAGUGUCGAGAAGGAAAAGAAGAAGCCACAAGAGGAAGAGAUGGACACAUCCGAGGUAGUUCAGGAAGGAAGCGCUCUACAGCACGACGUCAACCCAAGCGAUUGGGAGCCCAGCACAGCUAAUACAGGUGAAACCAAUAAGCCCACCACUCAGCUUGAGAUCACUUGCGAUCAGAUGGCCACCGCAGGGGCUAGUAUGAUGAAGAAAAAGGAAGAGAAGGAGAAGGCUCUUCAGAGGAAGAAGGAGAGGAUGGAAGCCGUAGUCCACUUUUUAGAAGAGUACUCUAGGAGGAGGCCACUCUACACCGAACCCGGCGGACCCCUUAGAGUCAAUCCAGCACCCACGUCACUCAUGAAGAAACCGAACGUGACACCUCAUAGUACAAUCAACGUAGAACCGUACACCGUCGAGGAACUGACGGCCCAUCAGUUUCGCACAGUGUUCGACUACAUCACGACGAACAACAUUCUGAGGGAUCGAAUCCGCGGCAUCAGAAUACCGGACAGGGAGACAACACCAGCCCGUCCCUCAGACUAUAAGGCAGUUGCGAGGAUAGUUCAUGUACUUCAAACUCUACUGGAGAUCGUGCAGCACACCACCCAGUCGUUCCAUAACCUCGCGGUCAUCUUGGUGAGACAUCAACCAUUCGAGAUUCGCUACACUCACCUCAUGGGAUGGAUUCACGAGUUGACCCACAGCAUCACGUCUAUCACCGUCAAUCGAGAUCAGCUCCAGGAGAUCAUGUUGCCGAGGCUCUUUCAGUGGUCCCAAGAUCUGGACUACUUUAGAGCCACACUCCAACUUUUCGGCAUAACGGAGGAGACGUUCACCGAGGUACUCCAGCAUAGUUCACCCGUUACAGCUCACGCCACUCGCAUGAUAAGAGUGAUGGAAGCACACCAGAUGGUCCACUUCCUCAAUCGAAGAAGAGUGAGAGUCACCCAAGAGGAUGAGCAGUACAGGCUUGAUUCGCGGGUGCAGAUGCCACCCCCUUGGCCAGAAGAACCAGAGUCGUACAUCCAAACUCUUCGCUGA